Molecule: messenger RNA, 2513 nt
Organism: Andrographis paniculata
Lineage: Eukaryota; Viridiplantae; Streptophyta; Magnoliopsida; Lamiales; Acanthaceae
Product: nezukol synthase KSL3-like
Exons: 12
Coding region: 105-2513 (802 amino acids)
Biological process (GO): diterpenoid biosynthetic process
Molecular function (GO): terpene synthase activity; magnesium ion binding
Source: RefSeq, a predicted model, not a curated record
UAUGUAUACUUCCAUUAGUCUUUAUUAAGAGCAAGCUUAGCUUAGCUUAUCACAUUAAUUGGUUGCAAUUGUGGAUUAAAGUUCCUCUGGACAAAAUAAUAAUAAUGUCAUCAGCUUGCGGCUAUCACUUUAAUCCUCUGCAGGCAACCCAAAUUUCUCAUGGAGGCGGCAGCAUAGGUGGACGGACGAAAUCUACCCUAAAGGUUCCGGCAACGAGCCGGCCUGCCCGGAAGUUGGAUCAAGAUCACUACAAGGAGAAGGUUCGAAAGAGUUUGAGGAGUGGUAAUAAUGUUGAGCUGGAAAUGUCGCCGUCUGCGUAUGAUACGGCGUGGGUGGCAAUGGUGCCGGAGCUGGGGGAAUAUUCCGGCAGGUCUAAGCCUCGUUUCCAGCAGUGCCUCCAAUGGGUAAUGGAAAACCAGAAUGGGGACGGCUCCUGGGGACUCAAUCCAGGUCACCCCUCCCUCGUUAAGGACUCGCUUUCAUGCACUUUGGCAUGCGUCCUUGCCCUCGGUACAUGGAACCUCGGCCAUCGCCUUCUCCAAAGAGGUUUGGAUUAUAUUGGAUCAAAUGCUUGGGCUGCCUCUUCUGCUGAUCAGUUAUCUCCCAUUGGAUUUAAUAUCGUGUUUCCUGCCAUGGUUGAUCGUGCUCUCAAACUGGAUUUAACUCUUCCAUUAAGCCAGAGGCUGAUCGAUUCACUCAUUCGCAGUCGAGAUUCUGAAAUUGGGCUUUGCGGAAGAAAUUAUUCUAACUUGGCGUAUGUUGCUGAAGGACUUGGCGACUAUUGUGAUUGGAAGCAGCUCUUAAACCAUAGAAGAAGUAAUGGUUCGUUGUUCGACUCUCCGGCCACCACUGCUGCUGCUCUGAUUCGAUACCCUGAUGAUCAUAAAAGCUUUCAAUACUUGGCUACAGUUGUCGACUCUUUUGAUGGAUCGGUACCCUGUGUCUAUCCUAUGCACAUACGCACUCGUCUCCGUCUUGUUGACACCAUGGAAAGGUUGGGAGUCAAUUGCCAUUUUAGAGAUGAGCUUCACAAUAUUCUUGAUGAAAUAUAUAGGGGUUGGCUGGCGAAAGACGAAGAGAUAUUCUCUGAUAUCAGUUGUCUAGCCAUGGCAUUUCGACUGCUACGAACCAAUGGAUAUGAUGUCUCAUCAGACGAAUUAGCUGCUUUUGUUGAUGAGGAGAAGUUCUUUGAUACAUGUGGAAUACAAAACACCAGCAUCGCAACAUGUCUAGAACUCUACCGAGCUUCACAACUGAGAAUAUACGAAGAAGAACAGAUUUUGGAGAAAAUUCUUACAUGGACUAGAGAAUUUCUGAAGAAACAAGUCUUGAACCAAAACAUUCUGGACAAGAAACUAUGUAGAGAGGUGGAACAUGACUUGAGGAAUUUCUAUGGAAAACUCGAUCGAGUUAGUCAUAGACGAACCAUCGAAUCAUAUGAUGCUCAAGAAUUUCAAAUGCUAAAAACGGCAUAUAGGUGUCGUACAAUUUACAAUGACGAACUUGCCAUGUUGGCAGUGGAAGAUUUCAUAGUUUCCCAAGCACAAUACCAGGAAGAACUAAAACACGUGCAGAAGUGGUUCGUCGACUGCAAUAUGGAUCGCAUGAAACAAUCGAGGGACACGUCACUAGUUUCGUCAGCAUUUGCUUCUGGUGUUAUGGUUGGCCCUGAAUUAGCCCAGGCUCGUAUAGCCUUUGCUCAAGUCUCGGUUCUUACAACUGUGAUUGAUGAUUUUAUCGAUGAUUAUGGAUCCAGAGAAGAGUCGAUCAGACUUGUGGAAUUAUUAAGGAACUGGGAUAAGCAGAACCUGGAGAAGAUCUCUGACAGCUCUAGAGAAGUAAAGAUAAUGUAUACUGCUUUAUGCAAAACCAUAGAUGAACAAUCGAAAAAGGCUUAUGCCGUGCAAGGCCGUUGUAUUAAGCAAGAACUUCACGAAAUGUGGCUUGAGUUACUUGAAGAAUUUCUAAAUGGGAAGGGUUGGGGAGACAAGAAGAUUACAACCAUGCAUCAAUACAUAUCCACUUCUCGUAUAACGUCCAUCGCCAAACUCUUGACUGUCUCGGCCACCUAUGGUCUAGGACAAAAAAUACCCGAGGGCUUAUCAUCAACUCCCGAUUUCUAUACUAUGUGGUACCACACAAGCUUGGUUGGUCGACUUCUCAACGAUGUCAAGAGUUACAAAAGGGAACAGGAAGAAGGUGCUUUGAACUUCAUCUCCAUGCUGACAGCAGGAGGAACUGUCUCGGAGGAGGAAGCCAUUUCGACGGCGCAGCGAAUGAGAGAAGACAGUCAGAGGAAAAUGUUGCAGAUGCUUUGUCUGAGUAAAGGCAACAUUGUUCCUAGAAGAUGUAAAGAAUUUUUGUGGGGGGUAUGUAAGAUUGCUAAUUGGCUCUACAACGGAGAUGGCUGCGAUCAAUUCACGUCGCCGGAUAAAAUUGUCGAGGAUAUUAACGCGUUGAUUUGGGAGCCACUCGAGCUCCGAUCCCUCAGACUGCAACCAGUUGAGCAAUGA